AUGGAGAUGGAGGGGGGAUACGGAGAUGAAGAUAGAAAUAGAGAUGGAGAUAAAGAUGGAGAUGGAGAUGGAGAUGGAGAUGGAGAUGGAGAUGGAGAUGGAGAUGGAGAUGGAGAUGGAGAUGGAGAUGGAGAUGGAGAUGGAGAUGGAGAUGGAGAUGGAGAUGGAGAUGGAGAUGGAGAUGGAGAUGGAGAUGGAGAUUAG
Molecule: messenger RNA, 204 nt
Organism: Botrytis deweyae
Lineage: Eukaryota; Fungi; Ascomycota; Leotiomycetes; Helotiales; Sclerotiniaceae
Exons: 1
Coding region: 1-204 (67 amino acids)
Source: RefSeq, a predicted model, not a curated record